AUGCACCAGAUGGGGCGGUGGGCCAACACCACCGGCCACACCGACACACUGGUUGUGGCCACGUUCCACGACCCACCGUUCACGCUGGUGGACCCGGCUCGGCCGAACCAUGUGACCGGCUACCUGGCUGACCUGAUGCAAGUGCUGGCCGCGACGAUCGGCGUGUCGGUGGUGUACGACACCAACAACACUCCGGGCGACUUCGGCAUACGGCGAGAGGACGGCACAUUCACCGGCCUCGUCGGCAGACUCGUCAGCAAGAGCGCGCACGUGGGCCUGGCCCCAAUGAUGUGGACUCUCGAAAGACAGCGGGUGGUGGAUUUCGUGGGCAAGGUGCCCAUUCUCAUUGAGAGAACGCAUUUCCUGGUGCCAGGUCGGCCUCGGGCCAACAUGAACAACAUCGGCUCUCUUCUAACGCCCUUCGACACGAACGUUUGGAUCUGCCUUGUGUGCGGGAUGCUGCUGGCCACCGUUCUGCUACGAGUCACCGUGACCUUGACCCGACCUCAGAGCCAAGAGGACGAUCAGACAUUCGGCAUUGUCUCCAGCCUGCUGCACAUAUACGCCUGCAUAGUGCAACAGGGCUGGUCCACCACCCCUUGUCGUAUCUCUUCCCGUAUCGUGACGCUGGUCACGCGUCUGCUGGGUACCAUGAUCUACGUCGAGUACACGGCGGUGCUGAUCUCGGUGAUGACCGUGCUGAAGACGAGCACAGAGGUCAACUCUGUGAAGGACUUUGUCGCUAGGAGCGACUGGUCACUGCUCAUCCAGCCGGGCGUGGCCUACGUCAGUGACUGGAAGACGAGCAAGGAGGACUCGCUGAGGAUACUCUCCGAGCGCAUUCACGCCGGGAGGAACGUCAAGACUCUGACCCCAGAGACGAUGGGACAGAUGUUUGAACCGAACACAGUCACCUCUUUUAAUCUCGAGCAGGCAAGCAACCGAACAUGA
Molecule: messenger RNA, 951 nt
Organism: Pollicipes pollicipes
Lineage: Eukaryota; Metazoa; Arthropoda; Thecostraca; Pollicipedomorpha; Pollicipedidae
Product: glutamate receptor ionotropic, delta-2
Exons: 6
Coding region: 1-951 (316 amino acids)
Cellular component (GO): membrane
Molecular function (GO): ligand-gated monoatomic ion channel activity
Source: RefSeq, a predicted model, not a curated record